This is a messenger RNA of Opisthorchis viverrini, 366 nucleotides long. RefSeq lists its product as hypothetical. The record is from RefSeq and is a predicted model, not a curated record. Bases 1 to 366 code for a protein of 121 amino acids. The transcript has a single exon. NCBI's taxonomy places the organism in Eukaryota, Metazoa, Platyhelminthes, Trematoda, Opisthorchiida, Opisthorchiidae.
AUGGCUGUAGUUCAGAGGCUGAAAAACCCACGUUACUACGCCCAACCAAAAGUCAACCCAGGUAAUGGCAGACGGCGAGGCACAAAGGAAUCGUUCAAGCAUAUUCAAAUGGAACAUGAUAGUCAUGGGUCUACAUAUUUGAUUCCCGCUCGUAUUAGCCAUUCAAAAAAUCGAGUGUUCUUUAAUGGAUUUACAAAGCGUCCGGGUGCGAGAAAUCAACUGUUAGCCACGCGGUUUUUCACCAAAAUUUCUGUUCCUCGCGGCUUGGAAACCAACUUACGAGUACUGAGGAGCAGGCGGUGUAUUGUCGGUGAUCAUGGAAGCAAUGUUUAUCGAUCUGGUUACAAUACUCCGAAAUAUGAAUAA